CACCUCAGUGUCGUCAACAUUACAGUAUCUCCGUUGUAACACUUUCUGUGACUACUCCUCAUCAUGGCUGCACUCUGUAGAUUGUGCAUUGUCUGCAUGUUAAUUUACUUGCAGGUAUGUAGUGGUAGCCCAUUUCUCAAAUUCGCCUUUCAAAGACGCCCCGCCGCUACCGCUGUUGCCGCUCCGACCACCCAGCCCCAAACAACGACCCCUGGCCAACCACAAAAUUCAUCCCCAGUAUUGUGGCCGCUGUUACAAGCCUUCAUACAGAAGAAGCGUACAGAUUUACAGUUGUUGAUCACCGCUCUGACUCAGACAUUGAAUCAGCAGAACUCUGGUCAGAUACCUCCAGCUCAAGCUGGUCCUCUACAGAAUCUUCUUGCAUCCUUGCAAGCAGCUGCUCAAGGCCAGCAAGGGGUUCCAGGUCAAUCUGUGGCUCCUGGGGUAGCUCAAAAUCCAGGGCAAGCUCCAGGACAACAAGUUCCUGGCCAACAAACUUCGGUUCAACAACCUUCACCCCAACAACCUUCUCCCCAACAGUCUCCAGUUCAACAGACUCCAGCUCAACAGACUCCAGUUCAACAGACUCCAGCUCAACAGGCUCCAGCUCAACAGGCUCCAGCUCAACAAAAUCCAGUACAAACUCCAGCAACUGCAGGCCAAGCUCCUGCAGCACCACAAGGUCAAGCACAACCUCAAACUCAACCUCAAGGCAAAUAAAAUAUUUAACAAACAAGAACCUGAGUUACAUUAUCAUUUGUGUUGAAUGGUCACCAUUUUUAAUCAUUGUCAAACACAAUGUUUAUAUAUAUUGCAAUAUUUAUAUUU
Molecule: messenger RNA, 828 nt
Organism: Macrosteles quadrilineatus (aster leafhopper)
Lineage: Eukaryota; Metazoa; Arthropoda; Insecta; Hemiptera; Cicadellidae
Exons: 2
Coding region: 64-720 (218 amino acids)
Source: RefSeq, a predicted model, not a curated record